AUGUGGCCGUACACAUCAACGAACUCUUGGUUUCUGCAAAAGCUAAAAAGGGCCGUUCUGCUUCUGGGACUUUACUUCCUCCUCGGUUUCGACCUAAUUCCUAUGCUCCUUUACAUAUUCAUGGUGCAGAAUGAGAUGAACGUGAAGCUGAAAAUUAUGGCAUCUGUGCUAUUCUCGGUCAUGUCGAUCUUCAAAUACAGCAAUCUGCUGUACGUCAAGAAUCAAGUGAGAAAUUGCUUGGCGCGUGUCGAGCAGGAUUUCCGGAGUGUCAUCAAUCCGACCGCGCGUGAGACAAUGCUUUUCCAUGCGAGAACCGGAAGACGUUUGUGCAUUCUGUCCUGCGUGAUAACGUAUACCUCUUCAAUGGCGUAUCGAACGCUUAUACCGCUUUCGCACGGGAAGAUCAUCACCGCCGAGAAUAUCACGAUUAGACCAUUGCCGUGCGCAGCUCAUUUUGUAGUGUUUGAUCCUCAACCUAGUCCGGUUUACGAAAUCGUUUUCUUCGUACAGUGCUUCACGUCGCUCGUCAAGUCCACGAUCGCAGUGGCAGCUUGCGGCAUCGCGUCGCUCUUCGCGAUGCAUAUCGUCGCACAGUUGGAAAUCUUGAUGACGAUAAUGAACAAUUUGACGAGCGGAUGCAAAAAUGGGGAUGCGAACGGGGAAUUAUCAGUUAUUGUGGAACAUCAAAUAAGAACGAAAGAGUAA
Messenger RNA from Dinoponera quadriceps, 705 nucleotides. RefSeq lists its product as uncharacterized. Lineage: Eukaryota; Metazoa; Arthropoda; Insecta; Hymenoptera; Formicidae. The transcript has a single exon. The record is from RefSeq and is a predicted model, not a curated record. Gene Ontology annotation, biological process: detection of chemical stimulus involved in sensory perception of smell; sensory perception of smell. The coding region runs from base 1 to 705 and encodes 234 amino acids. Gene Ontology annotation, cellular component: plasma membrane. Gene Ontology annotation, molecular function: odorant binding; olfactory receptor activity.